AUGCCUUUCAAAGCUGGAUUAGAACUGACAGAAUUGCAGAAUAUGACUGUCCCUGAAGAUGAUAACAUCAGCAAUGAUUCAAAUGAUUUCACAGAAGUGGAAAAUGGCCAGAUAAAUAGCAAAUUUAUUUCGGAUCGAGAAAGCAGAAGAAGUCUCACAAACAGCCACCUGGAGAAGAAGAAAUGUGAUGAAUAUAUCCCAGGAACUACUUCGCUGGGGAUGUCCGUCUUCAACCUCAGCAAUGCAAUUAUGGGCAGUGGGAUUUUGGGUCUCGCUUUUGCUUUGGCCAACACAGGAAUUCUCCUUUUUCUGCUGCUUUUGGUUUCAGUGACGCUGCUGUCUAUUUAUUCAAUAUAUCUCCUGUUGGUGUGUUCAAAGGAAACAGGCUGCAUGGUGUAUGAAAAGCUGGGUGAGCAGGUCUUUGGUACCCCAGGGAAAAUGAUUGUCUUUGGAUCUACAUCUCUCCAGAACGUUGGAGCAAUGUUGAGCUAUCUCUUCAUAGUAAAAAAUGAGCUGCCUUCUGCCAUAAAGUUUCUAAUGGGAAAAGAAGAAUCUUUUUCGGCAUGGUACGUGGAUGGGCGGAUUCUUGUUGUCACAGUGACGUUUGGUAUAAUCCUCCCUUUAUGUCUCCUUAAGAACUUAGGGUAUCUUGGCUAUACCAGUGGAUUUUCAUUAAGCUGCAUGGUAUUUUUUCUGAUAGUGGUUAUUUACAAGAAGUUUCAAAUUCCCUGUGGUGGAUCGGAACUAAAUGCAACAUCAUCUAUCCUAUCAAAUAGCUCAGCACAUGAACAUAUGUGUAAGCCAAAGUAUGUUAUCUUUAAUUCCAAGACUGUGUAUGCUUUGCCCACCAUUGCUUUUGCAUUUGUUUGCCACCCGUCAGUCCUCCCGAUUUACAGCGAACUUAAAGACCGUUCACAGAAAAAAAUGCAGUUGGUUUCAAAUAUCUCUUUUUUUGCCAUGUUUGUGAUGUACUUUAUGACUGCCAUAUUUGGCUAUUUGACUUUCUAUGACGAUGUGCAGUCAGAUCUGCUUCACAAGUACCAGAGCAAAGAUGACAUCCUCAUCCUGACUGUGCGCUUGGCUGUGAUCGUUGCGGUGAUACUUACAGUGCCAGUGUUGUUUUUCACUGUGCGUUCAUCAUUAUUUGAGCUGGCUAGAAAAACAAAAUUUGACUUAUGCCGUCAUGUUUUGGUUACUGUUGUUCUUUUGAUUAUCAUCAACCUGUUAGUCAUUUUUAUCCCAACCAUGAAGGAUAUUUUCGGAGUUGUAGGGGUCACUUCUGCCAAUAUGCUGAUUUUCAUUCUUCCUUCAUCAUUGUAUUUAAAAAUUACACAGCAGGAUGGAUCCAAGUUGACUCAGAGGAUUUGGGCUUCUCUUUUCUUGGCCCUGGGGAUAAUGUUUUCCUUAGUGAGCAUUCCCUUAGUCAUCUAUGACUGGGUACAAUCGGGAGGCAGUGCUGAAGGCCACUGAAGUUCACCUCCUUCUGAAAAGAAGACACCCCUGUUCGCUACACACCAAAAUCGCAACCAUCCGCUCUGUUAUCUAUUCCAUCUUUUGUGAGUUUACUCAAAUCAAAUCCAAAUAAUGAUUAACCAGUAGUGAAAAUACUGUUAUGGGUGUAUUUUCUUGCAGAAAACAGACCCAUUUUUCCAACAGGCAUAUCACUCUGUCCCCUGAUACUGAGUUAUUGUAUGAGCCUAACGUCUGUGUUAAAUGUCUGUGAGACUACAUGGAGCGUUGCU
Molecule: messenger RNA, 1742 nt
Organism: Antrostomus carolinensis (chuck-will's-widow)
Lineage: Eukaryota; Metazoa; Chordata; Aves; Caprimulgiformes; Caprimulgidae
Gene: SLC38A1
Product: solute carrier family 38 member 1
Exons: 15
Coding region: 1-1470 (489 amino acids)
Biological process (GO): L-glutamine transport; amino acid transmembrane transport
Cellular component (GO): plasma membrane
Molecular function (GO): L-glutamine transmembrane transporter activity
Source: RefSeq, a predicted model, not a curated record